UGCCACAGAUUAAAGAUCAAAGGACUGUUUUUACGCACGAUGUAUAUAGGCCUACGAUGUAAAGGACAAAACGUUACAAACCUCUUCAGGCCCCUAAAAACACAAGUUAAUGAAAAUUGAAAUAGAAUGUUCAAAAUUGUGAUUGCUGCAGUUCUCUUAUCUAGUUGCAUGGGCCUGGGCCUGGCCCUGUCUACCUGUUCGAAUGACGUUUUCUCAAGUUUUGAUGGUGCAAGGAAUUCAUGGUUAUAUUGCAAAUACCGAGUUUCUGUGCAAUGGUGCUGUAUUUUCGAUGGAACUCUUGACCAUUUGCUAAGCCCAACUAAGAGCUUUUACAGCAAAACAACAAUACUGUACAGACUGAAACUAAAUGAAACUGUAACAACGAUUCCUACGACUGGUGUCAACGUAGAGGAGGUGUCCCCAAACAGGAAUGUGAAAUUUACAAUAUUGGACGUUGGGACUGCAGUCAAGUAUCAUUACAUUUGGAGGCACUACUUCCAGGGCACAGAAGGACUGAUUUUCGUUGUGGAUAGUGCUGACAGUACCCGGUUUGAGGAGGCUAGAGAAGCACUGUUUGACAUUCUCGAAAGCCGAGAAAUGACUAGAGGUGUGCCGGUCUGCGUCAUCGCAAACAAGCAGGACCUGCCUGGUGCGCUCUCGCCAUCGAGAUUGGGAGAUGCUCUUUCCCUCAACAAAUUGCACGGAAACCCAUGGCACAUACAAGCAGCUCAGGCAACGACCGGUGAGGGGCUCUACGAAGCUGUGGAUGAACUGGCAAGAAUGAUCAAGAAAAAUAAAACAAAGCGUUGAUUAUCUAAAUUAUUUUUACUAAAAGAAUUAUCGACCAAAUUUAGAUCGUUUAAAAACACUGCGACCUAUACAUGAAAGAAAAAAAGAAACUGUUAUGUAUUUCAAUAAGUAAUUAAAUUUAAACUGUAAAUAGAUAUAAAAAAAUAUUCUCGUUAAUUAGCGAAAUUUCAAAUAAUAAUAUGAGCUUUGCUGCUAGAAAAUUUAAGGAGUAAAUAAUUGAUAAAUGAUGUAUUGCUUUGAUUUGUGACUUACUGAAAACUAAUGAUUUGUGGUUCUUUUUAACGAGCAAUUCUAGAUUAUUUUUUAUUAUCUCUUUCUUUUUUCUAUAUUAUUGUAUUUCUUAUGUUAAGUUAAUUAGAAUUGAUAUUAUUUAAAGUUGAAAAAUCAUACUGUGUAGUUAAAUGUGAUUACUCAGGUCCUACAAUUCAAUUUAAUAAACAUUUAUUUUGUACUCUCAUAAAAACAACAGAAGUAACCAAGGAUUACACAUAAGAAAACAAUUUCUGUCGGUGAGUACUCCUUAUAAAAAAAAAAACCAUGCAAUUAUCAAAAACAGUAAAAAAAAAAAAAAAACCUAUUGGUUGAUCAACAAAUACAUUGCUAAUAAUCAACCUCACAUGUACAUAUAAAUAUUAUAGUAGAUUUUUUAAUAUUAUAUAUAUAUAUAUAUAUUGUAUGGUUGUAUGGAGUUAUAUUGUGUGGAACAUUUGUGGACAACGGUAUAUUUUUCGAUCAAUCGAUUAUUCGAUUGGUCUUUCACAGCCUGUUUUAUUCCAUAAUCGUUUGUAUUUCCUUACCUGUUUUAAUUUUUCUAAUAUUUUGCAAUGUUUUCGGAAUUACAUGGCCAUCCCACUGCUGGUCAGUUUGUAGGCCUCGUUAUAAGCUAAAUACUAAUACAUUCCUUAUCAUCCUGAUUGAGAUAGAUUUAGUUUCGAAGUUGAGGUUCAGAAUGCACUGUUAGAUAUUCAUUAUUAAAUGUUAGUUCAGAUGAACAAAAAAUGCCAACUGGUUUAAUCUAAAUUUAGUUUAGAUUAUACUAUUUCUCAGCUGCAAAUAUGUUUUACAAUAAUCGAAUAAAGAAUGAUAUUUGAAAAUAAAUCAUUAAAUAGUGUUUGCUAAUCCAACACCAGGUAAUGAUUAUUGUGUAACUGUACAUUAUAUAAAACUCGAUCAAACACAAAGUUGUUGUUGUGGUCCGGAGCAGCAGUAGUUUGGUUGCCAACAUUCGCCGAAGUAACCCAAAGUCGAUGACUGAAAGUGUGGUUUGUUUAAAUACAAACAGAGAAACAGGUUUUCAUUCGCUAUGGGUGUUUGUACUGUAUUGAAAAUAUAAGCAAAAAAAAA
Anneissia japonica is the source of this 2154-nucleotide messenger RNA. Its product is annotated as ADP-ribosylation factor 6-like. Gene Ontology annotation, biological process: vesicle-mediated transport; intracellular protein transport. The record is from RefSeq and is a predicted model, not a curated record. Gene Ontology annotation, molecular function: GTP binding; GTPase activity. Gene Ontology annotation, cellular component: plasma membrane; cytoplasm. Bases 127 to 810 code for a protein of 227 amino acids. NCBI's taxonomy places the organism in Eukaryota, Metazoa, Echinodermata, Crinoidea, Comatulida, Comatulidae. The transcript has 5 exons.